AUGGCGGAAUCAAUAAACAGCAAAGGGACCUGUUCUAUAAUUGUUGAUGUUCUACCGCUACCCACAGUACCACCAACCGAGCAAGUGACAAUACCAAUGACAGGACCGUCAGAGUUGUCGACAGAAGCAAUCACUAUAAUGAUUAUUUCAUCUACCGUGGCUAUUGUGUUGCUCUUCGUUCUGGUAACAGUGGCUUUGGUUUGUCACUGGCAAAAAAAAUCAUUGAAUGAUAGGAUACAGCAACUGACACGUCCAAACUUUGACAGCAGACAACAACAGAGUUCAAACAUAUUCGACCCUCGACGAAAAAAUUGGCAACUUGCACGACCAUUGCCAGAGCCGUUCGAUCCUAUAGGUAAAGAUGGAUACUCUGAAAGUGUCUCGGAUUACCCGUCUCGCUACGAACAAUUUCUACGAGAAAAUCCCGACGCGUAUGAAUGGCAAGAAACACACUCCUCCCCGGACGUUUUCCAGGACUACUUGGAGAUAGGACUUCCAGAACCGGACUACUUAUAA
Messenger RNA from Saccoglossus kowalevskii, 516 nucleotides. Its product is annotated as protocadherin-like wing polarity protein stan. Gene Ontology annotation, molecular function: calcium ion binding; beta-catenin binding; cadherin binding. Gene Ontology annotation, biological process: homophilic cell-cell adhesion; multicellular organism development; cell migration. Gene Ontology annotation, cellular component: catenin complex; plasma membrane. Lineage: Eukaryota; Metazoa; Hemichordata; Enteropneusta; Harrimaniidae. The record is from RefSeq and is a predicted model, not a curated record.